Messenger RNA from Triticum dicoccoides, 1931 nucleotides. Its product is annotated as 7-deoxyloganetin glucosyltransferase-like. Gene Ontology annotation, molecular function: quercetin 3-O-glucosyltransferase activity; quercetin 7-O-glucosyltransferase activity. NCBI's taxonomy places the organism in Eukaryota, Viridiplantae, Streptophyta, Magnoliopsida, Poales, Poaceae. The record is from RefSeq and is a predicted model, not a curated record. The transcript has 2 exons. The coding region runs from base 172 to 1623 and encodes 483 amino acids.
CUUUCUCCACGCCAGGAUUAAACAUAUCAAUCCAUCACCGUCACGCGCCACUGCUUCGCCGACGCACAGAUCCACCAGCCAAGCGUACGUUUCACUCCUCGAAAUCAAUCUUCCAAGCAGAUCACCGGUCAACUCCGAGCACUCCGUCGCCUGCGCCUGUUUGACGCGGCGAUGAGCUCGGACGCGCACCAGCGGCGGCAGCCGCACGUGGUGCUGAUCCCGCAGCCGGCGCAGGGCCACGUCACGCCGAUGCUGCACCUCGCCAAGGCGCUGCACGCCCGGGGCUUCCGCGUCAAUUUCGUCAACUCCGAGUACAACCGCCGCCGCCUGCUCCGGUCCCGCGGCCCCGGCUCUCUGGACGGCGCGGACGGCUUCCGCUUCGAGGCCGUCCCGGACGGCCUGCCGCCGUGCUACGACCACGGCGACGACGUCACGCAGGACAUCGCCGCGCUCUGCCUGUCCGCCACAAAGCACAGCGCCGCGCCGUUCAGGGAGCUGCUGGUCAGGCUCAACAGCAGCACGCCGGUGAGUUGCGUCAUAGCCGACGGCGUCAUGAGCUUCGCGCAGAGGGUGGCCGAGGAGAUGGGCAUCCCGGCCUUGGUGUUCUGGACUACGAGCGCCUGCGGCUUCAUGGGUUACCUCCACUUCGCCGAGCUCGUCAGAAGAGGCUAUGUGCCACUCAAAGACGAUAGUGAUCUGACUAACGGGUACCUGGACACUGUCAUCGACUGGAUCCCCGGAAUGGAUGGCAUCCGUCUGAAAGACAUGCCCAGCUUCAUCAGAACCACCGACCCGGACGACGUGAUGCUCAACUUCGACGGCGGCGAGGCGCAGAACGCGCGCGGCGCCCGCGGGCUCAUCCUCAACACGUACGACGCGCUGGAGCAGGACGUCGUCCACGCGCUCCGCCGCACGUUCCCGCGCCUCUACACGGUCGGCUCGCUGGCCAAAGCCGCCGCGGGAGGCGCCGAUCUGGACGCGAUCGGCGGGAACCUCUGGAAGGAAGACGCGAGCUGCCUCCGCUGGCUGGACGCCCAGAAGCAGCCCGGCUCGGUGGUGUACGUCAACUUCGGAAGCAUCACGGUGGUGACUCCCGCGCAGCUCGCGGAGUUCGCGUGGGGGCUGGCAGGCUGCGGCCGGCCGUUCCUGUGGGUCGUCCGGCCGGACCUCGUCGCCGGCGAGAAGGCCGUGCUGCCGGAGGAGUUCGUCCGGGAGACCAAGGACAGGGGAGUGCUGGCGAGCUGGUGCCCGCAGGAGCGCGUCCUCUCGCACCCGUCGGUGGGGCUGUUCCUGACGCACUGCGGGUGGAACUCGACGCUGGAGAGCGUGUGCGCGGGCGUGCCGAUGGUCUGCUGGCCCUUCUUCGCCGAGCAGCCGACCAACUGCCGGUACGCGUGCGCCAGGUGGGGCAUCGGGGUGGAGAUCGGCGGCGGCGUGGCGAGGGAGGAGGUGGCGCGGCUGGUGCGCGAGGCGAUGGACGGCGAGAGGGGCAAGGCGAUGAGAGCGAGCGCGACGGCGUUGAAGCAGAGCGCCGGGGCGGCGACGGAGGGAGGCGGCUCGUCGAGCGAGAACAUGGAUCGGCUGGUCGAGUUCUUGCAUGCCGGGUGUGACGGUGCUACCUGAAUGACUUGUAGUACGUGUUUGAGCUGAUCUCCCCGGUCCUUGGAUGUUUUCUGUCUCGUUUCGCGCUGUGCCAGGUUUCCUUCACUGAAUGAAGAGCUGCGUUCAUCACAAAGAUGGAAGAAACAAGACAGAAUGAGGAGAUGAAAUUGUGCAGUGUGAUUUUGUUGCGCUGCAAGUAAUGAUGCGUGCCCAGAAUGCUUGGGAGCUGGGAGUAGUAGUUUUGCUCCAGAUGUAAAUUACUCCGGUCUUCUCAGAGACUCCAGUACAAACUACAUAUAGAGUAAAAUAAGUGAAUCUAUGUUAUAAAA